CGCCCAGGCCCGCAGCGCGGCGCUGCAGCGCUAGGGGCGGAGAGGCAGAGCGCCCAUUGAGGACCAGGCGUCCAGUUCUCCCGCAUCCCACUGCCGCAGGAGAGAAGUGCGUCCCGGCUCUGCUCCCCAGCCUUCGCCCGGGCGCCCCCAGAGACCGAGCACCUGUCCUUUGCCUCGGCCUCCGGUGAGCUCUCGCCCCCGGAGCACGCACCACCCCUGCCGCUCAAGAAGUGCCCCAGCCCCACGCCGGCGACCACCAUGGCGGAGACCAACAACGAAUGUAGCAUCAAGGUGCUCUGCCGAUUUCGGCCCCUGAACCAGGCCGAGAUUCUGCGGGGGGACAAAUUCAUCCCCAUUUUUCAAGGGGACGACAGCGUCGUUAUUGGGGGAAAGCCAUAUGUCUUUGACCGUGUAUUUCCCCCAAACACGACUCAGGAGCAAGUUUAUCAUGCAUGUGCCAUGCAGAUUGUCAAAGAUGUCCUUGCUGGCUACAAUGGCACCAUAUUUGCUUAUGGACAGACAUCCUCAGGAAAAACACAUACUAUGGAGGGAAAGCUGCAUGACCCUCAGCUGAUGGGAAUUAUUCCUCGAAUUGCCCGAGACAUCUUCAACCACAUCUACUCCAUGGAUGAGAAUCUUGAGUUCCACAUCAAGGUUUCUUACUUUGAGAUUUACCUGGACAAAAUUCGUGACCUUCUGGAUGUGACCAAGACAAAUCUGUCUGUGCAUGAGGACAAGAACCGGGUGCCAUUUGUCAAGGGUUGUACUGAACGCUUUGUGUCCAGCCCAGAGGAGAUUUUAGAUGUGAUUGACGAGGGGAAAUCAAACCGUCAUGUGGCUGUCACCAACAUGAAUGAGCACAGCUCUCGCAGCCACAGCAUCUUCCUCAUCAACAUCAAGCAGGAGAACAUGGAGACUGAGCAGAAGCUCAGUGGGAAGCUGUAUCUGGUGGACCUGGCUGGGAGCGAGAAGGUCAGCAAGACUGGAGCAGAGGGAGCCGUCCUGGAUGAGGCAAAGAAUAUCAACAAGUCACUGUCAGCCCUGGGGAAUGUGAUCUCUGCGCUGGCUGAGGGCACUAAAAGCUAUGUUCCAUAUCGUGAUAGCAAAAUGACACGGAUUCUCCAGGACUCCCUGGGAGGAAACUGCCGGACAACUAUGUUCAUCUGCUGCUCACCAUCCAGCUACAAUGAUGCAGAGACCAAGUCUACCCUGAUGUUUGGGCAGCGGGCAAAGACUAUUAAGAACACUGCCUCAGUGAAUCUAGAGUUGACUGCUGAGCAGUGGAAGAAGAAAUAUGAGAAGGAGAAGGAAAAGACAAAGGCUCAGAAGGAAACAAUUGCAAAGCUGGAGGCUGAGCUGAGCCGCUGGCGCAAUGGAGAGAAUGUGCCUGAGACAGAGCGCCUGGCCGGGGAGGAUGCAACCUUGGGAGCUGAGCUCUGCGAGGAGACACCAGUGAAUGACAACUCCUCCAUCGUGGUGCGUAUUGCACCCGAGGAGCGGCAGAAGUAUGAGGAGGAAAUCCGCCGCCUCUACAAGCAGCUCGAUGACAAGGAUGAUGAGAUCAACCAGCAGAGCCAGCUCAUAGAGAAGCUCAAGCAGCAAAUGCUGGACCAGGAAGAGCUGCUGGUGUCCACUCGAGGUGACAAUGAGAAGGUCCAGCAAGAGUUGAGCCACCUGCAGUCGGAGAACGAUGCUGCUAAGGAUGAGGUGAAGGAAGUGCUGCAGGCCCUGGAGGAGCUGGCUGUGAACUACGACCAGAAGUCCCAAGAGGUGGAAGAAAAGAGCCAGCAGAACCAGCUUCUGGUGGAUGAGCUGUCUCAGAAGGUGGCCACCAUGCUGUCCCUGGAGUCUGAGUUGCAGCGGCUACAGGAGGUCAGUGGACACCAGCGAAAACGAAUUGCUGAGGUGCUGAACGGGCUGAUGAAGGACCUGAGUGAGUUCAGUGUCAUCGUGGGCAACGGGGAGAUUAAACUGCCAGUGGAGAUCAGUGGGGCCAUUGAGGAGGAGUUUACCGUGGCCCGACUCUACAUCAGCAAAAUCAAAUCGGAGGUCAAGUCUGUGGUCAAGCGGUGCCGGCAGCUGGAGAACCUCCAGGUUGAAUGUCAUCGCAAGAUGGAAGUGACUGGGCGGGAGCUCUCAUCUUGCCAGCUCCUCAUCUCCCAGCAUGAGGCCAAGAUCCGCUCACUUACAGAAUACAUGCAGAGCAUGGAGCUCAAGAAACGGCACCUAGAAGAGUCCUAUGACUCCCUGAGUGAUGAAUUGGCCAAGCUCCAGGCCCAGGAAACAGUACAUGAAGUGGCCCUGAAGGACAAGGAGCCAGACACACAGGAUGCAGACGAAAUGAAGAAGGCCCUGGAGCUACAGAUGGAGAGUCACCGGGAGGCCCACCACCGGCAGCUGGCCCGGCUCCGGGAUGAGAUCAACGAGAAGCAGAAGACCAUCGAUGAACUCAAAGACCUGAAUCAGAAGCUCCAGUUAGAGCUAGAGAAGCUUCAGGCUGACUAUGAGAAGCUGAAGAAUGAAGAACAUGAGAAGAGCACCAAACUCCAGGAGCUGACAUUUCUGUACGAGCGACAUGAGCAGUCCAAGCAGGACCUCAAGGGUCUGGAGGAGACAGUUGCCCGGGAACUCCAGACCCUCCACAACCUUCGCAAGCUGUUCGUUCAAGACGUCACGACUCGAGUCAAGAAAAGUGCAGAAAUGGAGCCCGAGGACAGUGGGGGGAUUCACUCCCAAAAGCAGAAGAUUUCCUUUCUUGAGAACAACCUGGAACAGCUUACAAAGGUUCACAAACAGCUGGUACGUGACAAUGCAGAUCUGCGUUGUGAGCUUCCUAAAUUGGAAAAACGACUUAGGGCUACGGCUGAGAGAGUUAAGGCCCUGGAGGGUGCACUGAAGGAAGCCAAGGAGGGCGCCAUGAAGGACAAGCGCCGGUACCAGCAGGAGGUGGACCGCAUCAAGGAGGCUGUUCGGUACAAGAGCUCUGGCAAGAGGGGCCAUUCUGCUCAGAUUGCCAAACCCGUCCGACCUGGCCACUACCCAGCAUCUUCACCCACCAACCCCUAUGGUACCCGAAGCCCUGAGUGCAUCAGUUAUACCAACAGCCUCUUCCAGAACUACCAGAAUCUGUACCUGCAGCCUGCACCUAGCACCACCUCAGAUAUGUACUUUGCAAACUCCUGUACCGGCAGUGGGACCAUGUCUUCUGGCAGCCCCUUGGCUUCCUACCAGAAGGCCAACAUGGACAAUGGAGUGAUCUGCCAUGCGGCUAUGAGGCUGAGGACCAGGCCAAGCUUUUCCCUCUCCACCAAGAGACUGCGGCCAGCUAAUCUCCCACUGGACUGCUGCAUACCUGCACUUUCAGUUCCCUUCAGAGGUACAGCAUUUCAGAGAAGCUACUUCACCCCGAGCCUAGUAGUUGCACUCACUCAGCCUGUGGUCUUAACUGCAUCCCCGUCGUUGGCUGGAGUGAUGGUGUUUGCUAUCAAUGAGCUCAGCCAGGUGCCUCCCCCGGUGAUGCUGCUGCCAGAUGACUUUAAGGCCAGCUCCAAGAUCAAGGUUAACAAUCACCUUUUCCACAGAGAAAAUCUGCCCAGUCAUUUCAAGUUCAAGGAGUAUUGUCCGCAGGUCUUCAGAAACCUCCGUGAUCGUUUUGGCAUUGAUGACCAGGAUUACUUGGUGUCCCUUACCCGAAGUCCUCCAAGUGAAAGUGAAGGCAGUGAUGGCCGCUUCCUUAUCUCCUAUGAUCGGACUCUGGUCAUCAAAGAAGUAUCCAGUGAGGACAUUGCUGACAUGCAUAGCAACCUCUCCAACUACCACCAGUACAUUGUGAAGUGCCAUGGCAGCACGCUGCUGCCCCAGUUCCUGGGGAUGUACCGGGUUAGCGUGGACAAUGAAGACAGCUACAUGCUUGUGAUGCGCAACAUGUUUAGCCACCGUCUUCCUGUGCACAGGAAGUAUGAUCUCAAGGGCUCUCUAGUGUCCCGGGAAGCCAGCGAUAAGGAAAAGGUUAAAGAAUUGCCCACCCUUAAGGAUAUGGACUUUCUCAACAAGAACCAGAAAGUUUACAUUGGGGAAGAGGAGAAGAAAGUAUUUCUAGAGAAGCUAAAGAGAGAUGUGGAGUUCCUAGUACAGCUGAAGAUCAUGGACUACAGCCUUCUGCUGGGCAUCCAUGACAUCGUUCGGGGCUCUGAACCAGAGGAGGAGGGGCCUGUGCGGGAGGAGGAAUCCUCCGAGGGGGAUGGGGACUGUGGCCUGACUGGACCUCCUGCUCUGGUGGGCUCCUAUGGCACCUCUCCUGAGGGUAUCGGUGGCUACAUCCAUUCCCAUCGGCCCCUGGGCCCUGGAGAGUUUGAAUCCUUCAUCGAUGUCUACGCCAUCCGGAGUGCUGAGGGGGCCCCCCAGAAGGAGGUGUAUUUCAUGGGCCUCAUUGACAUCCUGACACAGUAUGAUGCCAAGAAGAAAGCAGCUCAUGCAGCCAAAACUGUCAAGCAUGGGGCUGGGGCAGAGAUCUCUACUGUCCAUCCUGAGCAAUAUGCUAAGCGAUUCCUGGAUUUUAUUACCAACAUCUUUGCCUAAGAGACUCUGGUGACUGCUGCUUAAUGUUCAGUGUGGUAGGGUUCUGAGAGGCUUGGGGGAAUUGUGGAUAUUCUAGCCACUACUUCUCUUCCUCUUUGCUAAAUUCAGGCUAUAGGCUCCUUCCAUCUAGAUAACUCCAUCUUGUUGAGUAGGCUCUCUUGGCCCUCAGAAAUACAUCAUCCUUUCUCUCCUUUGUCCAGUUUUCUUCCUCUUCCUCCUCUCCAGGAAUUCCCCUUGCUUCAUUAGAGUGUUUAUGUUGACUCUUUCCAAGUGCCUUGAUCUUUGUAAAAUGUCCUGUUGUUUCUAUAACAUAGGAGGAGCUAGGGGAAGGGGGUUGUUUGCCAUCAUCAGCACCCGACUGGACAGAUGGACCUGGCUCAAGCAACUACUCUGGAUGCACUUUGCUGCGUGGGAUGGACUAAGAGUGUCUGAAUUUUGCUGAUAACUGUAUAGAACUCACUGUGGCAUGCUUCCUUCCAGUAGGCCCUGGGAUGGAAGACUCAAGAUACUACGGAUGUGGGUGCGGGAAUGCACACAUACGAUGAGACAUGCCAGUCUUACAUGGAAGGGGGUGGAGAGAGGUCAGCAGGCUGGGCCCUCACGGAGGUGGACUCAUGUGAUUAUGCAGGGAACUGGAGGUCUCCAUCAAGGAUUAACGACUCUCCAAUCUCUUGCCUCACCCGACUUCCACCCUCUAUCCCUGUACUUCUGGGUGCAGGAGUCCAGAAACGGAUAACCAAAAAGUGUUCAAGCCAGGGUGAAGGUGUUUGGCUGUUGCUGCUCUUCCCCAGGACCUAAUAUCCCUCCUGGUGCUGGAACCUUUCAGUGUGGAUAUGGCCAUUUCUUGAGGCUAGGAUAAUGGGCCAGGGUUAUAAGGUUCAUCCCCACAUUAAAUUUCCUUUCUUCAUGUCUA
Molecule: messenger RNA, 5491 nt
Organism: Pteropus alecto (black flying fox)
Lineage: Eukaryota; Metazoa; Chordata; Mammalia; Chiroptera; Pteropodidae
Gene: KIF5A
Product: kinesin family member 5A
Exons: 37
Coding region: 259-4578 (1439 amino acids)
Biological process (GO): phosphatidylinositol metabolic process; microtubule-based movement
Molecular function (GO): microtubule motor activity; ATP binding; phosphatidylinositol kinase activity
Source: RefSeq, a predicted model, not a curated record